Messenger RNA from Oryza sativa Japonica Group (Japanese rice), 1948 nucleotides. Its product is annotated as leucine-rich repeat extensin-like protein 6. Gene Ontology annotation, molecular function: protein binding. The record is from RefSeq and is a predicted model, not a curated record. NCBI's taxonomy places the organism in Eukaryota, Viridiplantae, Streptophyta, Magnoliopsida, Poales, Poaceae.
AGCAGAGAGCGCCCGGACAUGGAGCCCCAGUUCCAGUUGUCGCUGAUGAGAGCACAAGAAAUCAAUCAAUCAAAGCAUGCAAAGCAACACAGUCACUCUGUCCUCUCUCCAUCAAUCAAUGCUCACCCAGCUCACCUCACCUCACUCUCCUGCUCCUCCUCUUCACUCGCUUCGCCUCCGUCUCGUCGCGAUCCCACCUGAAAACUCUCGCCAUGACCACCGACCUCCUCCUCCUCCUGCUGCUUCUGUCGUCAUCCCGCCUCGCCCUCGCCGCCGCGUUCGGCGUCUGGAUCAAUGGCGCCGCCUCCUCGUCGCCGCAGAGCCAGGAGUACGAGGCGCUGCAGGCGCUGAAGGCGGCGGUGGUGGAGGACCCGCGCGGCGCGCUGGCGUCGUGGCAGGGGCCCAACGUGUGCGCGUACAGGGGGGUGUACUGCUCGGCGCCGCCCGACGACGCCGCCGCGUCGGGCGCGGUGGUCGCCGGCAUCGACCUCAACCGCGCCAACCUGAGGGGGACGCUCCCGGCGGCGGUGUCCCUCCUCGCCCACCUCACGUUCCUCCACCUCAACAGCAACCGCCUCGCCGGCCAGCCCCCCGACUCGCUCCGCGACCUCCAGUACCUCACCGAGCUCGACCUCAGCAACAACCUCUUCUCCGGCCCGUUCCCGGCGGCGGCGCUGCUCAUCCCGUCGCUCGUCUACCUCGACCUCCGCUUCAACGCCUUCUCCGGCGGGAUCCCCGCCGAGGCCUUCGCCAAGAGCAGCCUCGACGCGCUCUUCCUCAACAACAACCAGUUCGACGGCGAGAUCCCGGAGACGCUCUGGUCGUCUCCGGCGACGGUGAUCACGCUCGCGAACAACCGCCUCACCGGCCCCGUCCCGUCGGCGUACGGCUACGGCGGCCGCGUCCGGGAGGUGCUGUUCCUCAACAACAAGCUCACCGGCUGCAUUCCGGAGGAGCUCGGGUUCUUGCCCACCAUCGAGGUGCUCGACCUGAGCUACAACUCGCUCUCCGGCCACCUCCCGCCCACGCUGUCCUGCCUCGCCGGCAUCGAGGUGCUCAACAUCGCGCACAACCAGUUCACCGGCGAGCUCCCGGACCUCGUCUGCGACCUCAAGCGGAUCACCAACCUGUCCGUCUCCUUCAACUUCUUCUCCGGCAUCAGCCAGCACUGCAACCGCCUCGCCGGCCGCAGCGUGUUCGACUUCGUCGGCAACUGCGUCCCCGGCCGCGGCCUGCAGCGCCCGCCGCCGGAGUGCGACGGCGGCCCGGGCGACGGCGGCCUCAGCUGCCUGCGCAGCAUCCCCGUCACCCGCCCCGUCCCCUGCGCCCAGGCCUCCGUCUCCGUCGGCGUCGGCGUCAUCGUCGGCGGCGCGAUGCCAUCGUUCGGCGCCGGCGGCGUGGUCACGGUCACCGUGCCAUGAACGAACGAUCAACCGAUUAAACUGUAUUUUUUGUUCUCCCUCUUUUUUUUUGUCCACGAAAUUUAAUCCCAUGGACCAUUAGCCCAUUGCCAUCUCAUCACUAAUUACUAAUCAAUCGAUUGGCUGCUUAAGAAUUCGAGUGGCUAAUUAAGAACAUUUUUGGCUUUUGAGCUGGAGGGAGAGAGGUGUUAAUGGCGCCAUGAAUACGAGGGGUGGCGCCAACUGCUAACGACUUCCUCCUCACCCCGUGCAGCCGCGGCCAUGUGAUGUGCUGCUGCAGCUGCACAGCUUGCAGAAAUGCAGUGUACUGCUGUACUGUUUACCUGCUUACUACUCCUGCCCUGCUAGCUCGCUCCGCCCGGUGCCGUGUGGCGAGAAGGAGAAAGAGAAGAGAUGAAGGAGAGGAGAAAAUGAGAAUGAGAAUGACAUGUGGAUCUACAUGAGCUCCACUAUUCUUUUAUUAUUUUUAGUGUAACUGACCUAUGGGUCUACUAUUUUUAUAUAUUUUUGGACUGAAUUGCCACGUA